This is a messenger RNA of Metopolophium dirhodum (rose-grain aphid), 1396 nucleotides long. RefSeq names its product cAMP-dependent protein kinase catalytic subunit beta-like. Bases 1 to 1086 code for a protein of 361 amino acids. NCBI's taxonomy places the organism in Eukaryota, Metazoa, Arthropoda, Insecta, Hemiptera, Aphididae. Gene Ontology annotation, molecular function: cAMP-dependent protein kinase activity; ATP binding. The transcript is spliced from 3 exons. Gene Ontology annotation, cellular component: nucleus; cAMP-dependent protein kinase complex. Gene Ontology annotation, biological process: peptidyl-serine phosphorylation. The record is from RefSeq and is a predicted model, not a curated record.
AUGGGUAAUUUAUCAUUUAGACAAAAGAAAGGUGGGAAUGAUUUGUCGAUCGGUAAAAUAUCGUCAUGUGGCCUUACCGAAUUCUGGAACCAAAAAAGACAAGAUUUUAAUGAUAUCUACUUUAAUAAUAAUAAUUUUCCACCAGCUGAUGCUGCGGACUUUCGUGUGACAACCAUAUUGGAUGAAGGAUCUUUCGGUUCUGUUGCAUUGACAACUCACAAAAUAACUGGUACUGUUCAUGCAACAAAAGUAAUUGCCAAAAAGAAAAUCGUUAAAGGUCGUAAUGUGCAUCGAAUGCUUAAUGAGAAACGGAUUUUGGAGUCCAUCAAUUUUCCGUUUGUCAUUCGCCUCGAGUAUUUCUACCAAGACAACAGUUACAUUUACUUUGUCAUGCCGUUCGUUUGCGGCGGUAACAUUCACACGCACAUGAAACGCCACGGACCGAUGGACGAGGCCAAAGCGCGGUUUUAUUUUUCAGAAGUUCUUCUGGCCGUCGAAUACCUGCACAAGUUAAACUUGGUGCAUCGAGAUAUCAAACCCGAAAAUGUACUAAUCGACGUCAACGGGCAUGCACAACUCGCAGACUUCGGGUUUUGUAAACACAUUAAGGGUCGUACGUUCACAUUUUGUGGCACUGCCGAAUACUUGGCGCCAGAAAUUAUACUCAGACGAGGAUACGGAAAAGCGGUCGACUAUUGGUCGCUCGGCGUUCUCCUGUACGAGAUGUUGGCCAACCGUUCGCCGUUCGUCGAUCGCGACACCGGCAAGCUGUUCAGUAACAUCGUGACCGGGACGUACAGCUGCCCGUUGGGCUUCUCGGGCGACGUGAUCAACCUGUUGCGGAACAUCCUCAAGGUGGACGUGACCAGGCGGUACGGGAACCUGGCGAACGGCAUCCGGGACAUCAAGAAGCACGGGUGGUUCGGUGACCAGGACUGGUGCGCGGCGUUCGACAGGCGCGUGACGCCGCCGUACGUGCCGGUGAUCAGCGACACCCUCGACACCAGAAACUUCGACGCGCCACACGGCCAUUUGUUCUACGACGCCAGCAAGGACAUGUUCGGCGACAUUUUCAAGGACUUUUGACACGGCGGGACCGGUCUGCAUACGCAACAUCGCGUCGAGAUGACAAACCCAUAUGUUAUAUUAUAAUAUGUUCAUCACGAUUCGCGGACAGGGCAGAUGGAAAUCAAAAACGUAGGUACCUCUCUCUGCCUACAUCUUGGGCGCAAUGCCAAAUAUAUGACAGUGUUAUUUUUUUUCCAAAUAUUGUUUUACAAGUUGUGUACUGCAGGUGAAGGUACCGCAGACGUUUAAUGUAGCCUAACUCGCUCGUACGCAGCGUAAUAUCUACUAUACUGUUCCAAGACUAUUGUCGUUAAACUAUAUAGGUAUA